AGCCCAACCUAUUGUGCCUUUUAAUUUAGCUGUAAUAAAUCGGGCCGUGUGCCGGUUCACCUGAUAUAGGUUAGCCUGCUUGCUUGACAUUCGAAGCAAAUGAGCUUACAUCCUAAAUCAGAAUGCUAACUCAUAGAAAUAAACUAGUAAAGUAAGACUGCCAUUGUUCUGAAUUUGAAAGCCUUCACGGCAUACAAGCCUCAACGGAAAUCUUACGUUUGAAAUCUCAAUAGUGUGCAGUCCGCAUUAAGGCGAUGUUCGCAUGUGAGACAACGGAUUCUUCCAUCUUUGCGGGAAUGAUUGGCUAUCCGAAGGUGUCCUUCGAUUAUUAAUAAUACGGGCAUGUGAAAGUAAAUAGGUGAACCUCUCAGAGCUAUCUACACUAAUGCCAGAGGUGAUGUAUAGUGCAAUGCCCGCUAUGCUCAGGUUUAAACAGAGGAAGCGAGAAUAAAGAUAGGCUGACUAAACGAUUCCAUCUGGUGCACAGAACGUGAACUACAAUUGCCCGCACAGUUCCAGCCCAUUUUGCUACGUUUGCUAUGGCCGCGGCGGAGGCGACGCCGAGCGUCAUAGGAGGGCUGUAAUGUUUUCUGGGAUUGGAUUUGGCUGAAAGUAUCAUAUUUUGUGCAAUAAACGCAUCUAUCUUCGUCUAAAUAUAUGGUCUAGUUCAAGGGUUUCCAUUAUGAUUAUUUUUUAGGGCUUCGCAAUUAGCAUUUGUUGUUUUUCCAGGAGGUCGUGAAGUGUCGUUGACUUGGAUUCCAGUACAUUUUCUCUAUGAAUAUGUUUCUUCGUUAGAAAAAAAAAAACUCCUCGUGGAGAAAGUAAAUAUGCAUCAUAAAGGCAAUGCAAUAUCGUGGCAUUGUUUCAAAAUGUCAGGUGCAUGACCGGCCAGUAUCCUAGGCUACCGUUUACGCGCAUUCGGCGUAUUUCUAUAAACUAGCCUGGAAUCUAUGUGGGAUGGGCAUCUUGCUUCCCCCCACGGCUUUAAACCUCUGUCCAUGGUUCUGGUUUCCGGUACUGAUGAAGACGUUAACAGGAGGGGGAAAUAAGGAUAUUGUUUCCGCCGGGCCAGUUCUGAGCGUGGGAGGCUGGGAGAGGAAGGAGCAGCCCGGUCGCCGUCACGAGGCGAUCGGGCCAAGAAUGAGGGGACAUGAAACCAGGACCCCCGGGCUCAUCCUGCCGCCUUACCAACUCCCCAUGUUCCGCCACGUGAAGGCUCCCCUCGUGGACAUGGAGAUGUUCAGACCUACUGCCGGGCUGAGGCCCGUGCCCGACGCCGUCAGGAAUCUCUUGCUUCCCCCACCCGACAACUGGCUGGGUUACUCGACGGCCCCCGUCAGUAACCCCAGAGGAGUCGAGGUAUGGUGCGGGAACGGGACGGUUUCUGUGCGGGUGAACAGGAGAAUGCUCGGAUUUUGGUGCCAUCCACCAAUGCUGUUCUUGGGAAAUUGUGAGGUCUAUCGUUUCACUAGAGACUACAUUUACUUUCACAAUGACCUUGCCAGAUGUGGAAUUAAGCCAAGGAUAGACGAUGGUCAGCUGGUGUACAGCAGCGCCCUGCGCUACGUCCCUGAACCACAGGGGGCAGUAAUCAGAGCCGUGCCGCUCUCCCUCCCCAUCCACUGCUCCUACAACAGGUUUCACUAUGCCUACAAAGUGGGCUACGUUCCUCGUUUGAAGGCGGACUCCUUUUUCAAGAGUAUAACCAGUGAGCGCAUCUUCAGCCUGGUCACCUGCAACGAUCGCUGGGAGAGGCUGGACUCCACAGCGAGCUACAUGCUCGGGGCGCCCAUGCAUUUCCAGGCCUCCACGCCCAUCGUCUCCAGAGCGGAACGGGUGUCGGUCACCGCCUGUCACGUCACCGUGUCCAGGGACCCCAAUUCAGCACCUCGGAUGGACGUGAUUAAAAACUACGGGUGCAUGGUGGACAGCCAAAGGCUCGGGAGCCGGUCCCGGUUUCACGGCUACGGGGCGGGCGUCCUGCGGUUCUCCGUCGACGCUUUCGUGUUCCCAAAAAUCUCGGCCAAGCUUCUGUACCUGCACUGUGAGAUGACGGUGGCGGAUUACCCUGCCACGCCCACCGCCAAGUCCUGCACCUUCAACAGUAACACGAGAAGGUGGGAGGAGCUGUUCGACCCUCAGACUGUCCAUGUCUGCUCCUGCUGUGACUCCCAGUGCGACGCUCAUGGGAUUCGGCCCUCCUUGUACCCUUCUCCAAGAUCCCUGAUCACCAGUGACCCGUGGAGCAUUCUCGGUGCCGUGACAACGUCAGGGGCGGGGGGGUCUUUGCCGGAUGACACGAGGGAGUCGGAGGUGCCUGAAGAUGUAUUGGAGGCUGAAGGGGUGGGUCCAGUGGCAGAGCCAAUAGACAGUGAGGGGGCGGGGUCAGAGGCGGGGCCUGCAGAGACUAAUGAGGAGUCUGAGCACCCUGUUCAGGUUCGGGGGUUCCGGGGAAGGGGAAUAGGACAGGGGUCAGGGGGCCACCCCUCAGGGGUGUGGGAGGAGCCCCUGAAAGCUGAGGGGGAGCCUGCCGUGUGGCGGGAGGAUGACCAAGGACCAGACCUGGACGAGGAAGAGGAGGAGGAGGAGGAGGAGGAAGACGGAGGUGCGCAGGAGGACGUUGGAGAUGAGGACGGCGCCUCCUCCCACGCAGUAGCUGGGAAGGUUUUGGAAUCCCUCAUCAUGUGACAAGACACUCACUUCAUGGACUUGAACACGAUGUUGAUUGAUCUCACACCACAACGGGAAAAAUAAAUCUCACUGAAGGACACGGA
Messenger RNA from Anguilla anguilla (European eel), 2774 nucleotides. It is a transcript of the gene zp3d.1, whose product is annotated as zona pellucida glycoprotein 3d tandem duplicate 1. Gene Ontology annotation, cellular component: extracellular matrix. Gene Ontology annotation, biological process: binding of sperm to zona pellucida; egg coat formation; positive regulation of acrosome reaction. Lineage: Eukaryota; Metazoa; Chordata; Actinopteri; Anguilliformes; Anguillidae. The coding region runs from base 958 to 2688 and encodes 576 amino acids. The transcript has 10 exons. The record is from RefSeq and is a predicted model, not a curated record. Gene Ontology annotation, molecular function: acrosin binding.